CUGGAACAACGACAAGUCGCACCUCCGUACAACCCGAGCGUGGAAAGUGACCGAGAUCUGCAACAUUUCGAUACACAGUUCACAGACGAAGCACCUACUCUCACCCCAGAUGAUCCGAGUGUCAUAGCGAAAAUUGAUCAGAGCGAAUUUGAUGGGUUCGAAUACGUGAAUCCACUGCAGAUGAGCAAAGAAGAUUCUGUAUGA
Cylicostephanus goldi is the source of this 204-nucleotide messenger RNA. Lineage: Eukaryota; Metazoa; Nematoda; Chromadorea; Rhabditida; Strongylidae. The record is from the annotation of a GenBank genome assembly.